AUGGGGGGACAGCGGAACGGAGGAGUUCGCGGAAGAAGUGGUCGUAGGAGAGGAAAGCACAGGGCUCUGAGAGGAAUAGAGAGGAAAGAGGAAAAGAGAGAAAAAAUUAGAUUGGGCGAGAAGAGGAUAAACAGAAGGAGAAUAAAUAAAAAGCGGCCUGUUUUGUAUUUGGCCUUCUGUUUGCUGACGUGCCUCAACCUCUGGAGGAUCGGUGGAAUGGAAGCACAGCAACGAAAGACAGCUCAUGCUGAAAGACCUGGACUUCGAUGCGUCGGGAUUGUACAGCUGCGAAGUGUCUACAGAUACGCCCAUAUUCACAAAACCAUCUAAUGAUGAGGAGCUGAUAGUUAUGCAGCACCAGCUGGAGGGGCCUCACAUCUCCUUCGGCAAACCUGAGUACCGCGUCGGGGAGGCUCUCCAGGUCAACUGCACUUCCGGUCCUGCGCGGCCUACCCCAGACGUCACAUGGCUCAUCAACCAGAAGCAGGCGGAUGAGAGCCUGAUGCGAACAUUCCCCGAGGAAAGCCCAGACUCAGUAACGGUGCAGUUGGCCUUCCUGGUGGAGGAGCGACACCGGGAGGGCCUCGAACUGACCUGCAUCUCGACAAUACCCGCCUUCCUCGGCCACCACGCCCGCCACUCACAGUACGCCGACCACAGGUCCCACACCAUCAAAGUGGAAGUUCUGCCCAACACACCCCCGGAACCGAUGGUGGAAAACAGUUGCUCUUCUCAGAGCCAGAACUUACCUAUCCUCCUGCUCUUGAUAUCUUUGAUCUAUGCCAGCUGGAGCCUUCAAUGUGAGUAUUGAACCUAUGAAGAAAAACACCCGACGUUCCGAAGAAGCCAAGAAUCGAUAAGAUUUUCACUACGCCAUGUGCACAAUUCGACGAGUUUGACUCCACCAUUAAAACUAUUUUGUUGAAAUUGUAUAAGAUAAAUUUAAAGAAAAAAAAAGUGAUUUUUGUAUUAAAAAAUUGAAAUUUUAAAUUAAAUAACAAUAAAAGACAAAAAAAAAAAAAAAAAGAAAAGAAAUAUAUUAUGUAACGGAAGAUAAAAUGUGAGAGUCAAUUAUCUCAGAUGAACUGGAUUAGAUCGUAGAAGUGUUCCCCGUAACUUUAGAUGAAGCAAUGAUAUGACCAACGCACGUAGGACCCCCGUGUAUAUAAUAAGCAUACAUGUAUAAUUAUAUACAUAAUGUGUGAUGUAUGAAUUUUUUUUCUACUAAUGUGCUCCUAGAAGAGGGGAUAGACGAUUCUACAAAGCUCAGGCACUCUCAUGACUAUCAGUAAACAAUCAAACAAUAAGUAAAUGAGAAUGAAGAGAAUUUAUUUAAGCAAAAUUAAAACAAAAAAAUUAUAAAAUAUGAUUUAAAACUAAAAAAAAAGUUUAUAUUCAUUGGUGUGUUUUGUCUGCUUUUGCGAUGUUUAAUUGUAAAUAGAGUGGUGUGCUUAUGUGUUGAAAUUUUAAUAGAUCCACUCGUGUGUGUUUUUUGUGGAUGUGUGAGUGAGAAUGAAUUUGUUUCUAUUUAUGAUAAUUAAUUUCAGACAAAAAAAAUUAAAACUUGAUAACAAUAAUUAGAUAUCCAAUUUCUCUUAGGAAUUUAAUUUUUUUUUCCUUUAAACAAAAUCGUUCUUGGCGAGGCUGAAUUUACUAGAAAAAAUCUUUAAAUAUUUUAUAAUAAUUAAAUUUGAAUAUAUAACGAUUCCAAAUAAAGUUCAAAUUUCAGGGCAUGAUUCAGGUAUGUGUGGAUCUUCUUAAAAAUUAAUAAAAAUAGAAAGCAUGGAAGAGUAAUUGUUAUUAAUUUAUAUGUUUAGUAAAUUAUUUUUUCUAUGUUAAUUUUUUAUUGUUUAAUAACAUCUAUUUCAAUAUGGAGGUCUAAAAGAUAAUUUCUAUCGUACCGGAAAUAUUAAACAGAUACAAUUUCAACAUGUUCGAUAUAAAGGAAAAUAAACGAGCCAGAAUGCAAAACUUAAGCCAAUUGCUAAUAACUUCUAAAUACCUUUCAGUCAUUUUCAUUGUAUUUGAUAUUGAUCGCAACUUCUGUUGAUAAAUUGAAAUUUUAAAUAAAAAAUAUAUAUAUUAAAAAAUUAUAAAGCAAUCUUAUACAUAUCAGUUUGAAAUUUAUAUAAAGUUUAUUCAUGUUUUUAUUAUAUUCAGAGAUCUUUAACUCGUUUAAUUUUUUUUUUUUUUUUGCUGGAGAGAUUUUCGAUCGCUUGAAAUAUUUUUGAAAUAUAAAACUAUAUGGGAUCCUAAUCAGGAAAAAGUUUUGAACAACUUUCUAUUAGUAUUUUUGAAGUGGCAAAUUAAAAUUGUAAAAAAAAAUUAAUAAAUAUUUAUUCAUUAAUAUUUUUAUUAAUAAAGACUAUUAACGGGCAAGAUUCAAAUAACAUGUUACGGAAUCGUUGGAAAUUUUUAAAAUCGUAAGGAGACGAUAACGCGUGUUUAAACUGCCAUACUAAUAGUUAGUUGAUUUUUUUUAUUUAUUUUCUUUUUAUAGAAUAUAAAAUAGAUUUAAAUGUAUUUUGAUUGUAAGCGUAGUACAUAAGGUUGGUAAAAUAUAGUGAGCUUUAACCAAAAAAAAAAAAAUUAAGUGUUUUUCCUUCUCGUAUUUCCAUGUAAUAGAUAUUAUUAUUAGGUGAGGAUUGUACGCCCUCAGUAAUCAUUGCUUUCGAAUUUAAAUUUAUUAUUUUUAAGACGAUAUAUAUAUAUAUACAUAAUUUUGUAAUUAACACGAAACAUUAUGUUAAUAUAUUUUAUUUUAAUUAAAAUUGAGACUAAUCUGAUAAAUCUAUACAAUUAUUUUUUGUUGUAAACAUGCCAGUUCAUUUUUCCUAUUUCAAAUUUACAGAAAUAUUUGGAUUAGAAGCAAUUUAAUUUAGUAUUUUUUUAAAAAUGAUUUUAUUGAAAUUUACAACUGUAAACAUAUAUGCAACCAAUAAAUUAUUUAGUAAUUUAAAAAUAAUUUCAGACUAAUAAAUGUAUGACAGAAAUCCUAAAAAAUAAAGGUUUUUCAUACGGUAGGAAUAUUUAGUAUUAUUAAUCGAUCUUGUAACAUUGGUUCAAAAUUUGUUGUAGUGUGAAUUUAUUACUUAUUCUAAUAAAGUUAUUAAACAUAUUUUUAUUGAAAAAAAAAUGAAUAAAGAAUCCUAAAUUAUGCCGUUAAUUUAUUUUAAAACUGUCAAAAAGAGGAAAAAUGUCUCUUUAAUAAAGCAACUAAGAAAAUAUUUUAUUUUAUUUUAUUUCUCUUAUUUUUUUCGAAAAUAAAAUAUAUUAAUGAAAUGUUCUUCUAAGAAAAAAAAAAUUUAAUUUUCCUAAGAAUUAACAAGUUUCCUAUCUAUCAUUUCAGUAAUUACAUUUAUAGAACAUCUAAAAAAUAAUUGCAUGUGAUUGAAGAUUUUUGUUGCAUCGGUGUUCUAUCCUUUUUGUAGAUAAAUUAUAUCUAUUGAAAAAAAAAUUGUUUUGUUGCUUCAUUCGUGUUAGUGUUGAUUACUGAGGGCAAUUAAUGGUGUUGCGACUUUAUGUUAGUUGAGUACGAUCUCUCCCUUUCUAUGGCAAGAAUAGCCCCCUAAUCCUCAGCUCUCCUUUAAUAAUAUAUUUUUUUUUAUUCAUAUUAUUUUUAAUGAAUAAUAAAAUAUUAUUCUCGCCAAUAUUUUAAUUGGUAUUACUAACCUGCUCGCUUUACCUUGUACGAGCUGUUAACUAUUUUGAGCUUAACGAACUGAUCCCUUGAACCGCUUAGAUGUAACCUGGUGGGUUUUACCAAAUAGAGCGAAAAAUAUAUUACUAUAUGAAUAUAUUUAAGAUAAAUAAAAAAAAAUAUAUAUACAUAAUAAGGUAUAUGUAUAAUACUCAAGUAUCUAUGUCUUCCUCACUGGCCUCAACGGUCUGAUGUUAAUAAAUAUAUAAAUAAAUAUAUUGUAUUGCCAUUCUAAAAGGCCGUAAACUUCUAAUUGUAACUAGAUUAUAGAAACACAUUAGGUUAGGUAUUUUAUAGAUAAUAAGGUAUAUAUAUAUUGAUGUUGUAU
Nezara viridula (southern green stink bug) is the source of this 4028-nucleotide messenger RNA. The record is from the annotation of a GenBank genome assembly. Lineage: Eukaryota; Metazoa; Arthropoda; Insecta; Hemiptera; Pentatomidae.